AUGGUUAAAGCUUGCUGUGUUAAAAUUUGUUGCAACAAAGCACCUGGUUCAUUUGAUGCCUCUGUGUCUAAGACUACCUGUCAGUGUGAAGACGUAUUGAAACACAAUAUUCCACAAACAUUCAUCAUGGAAGUUAUGAUCGCAAUCUUGUUUCUGAUUUUGAUGGUACAAAAAACCUGCAAGGGUGAAAACCAACGGUUCAUCGAAAUAUUCUACUUGGCUGAAAACCGAGCCUUACUGAAUCAUAUGUUUCAGUGGGAGACGGUAUCUUCAGUUGUGAUCUGUGGGCGAGACUGCUCUCAAGAUCCACAGUGCGCAUCAUUCAACUAUCAGACAAACAACAUUUGUAUAUUGAAUAAUGCAAGCAGAGCCCACAGCCCAGAUGACUUUCUUGAGAUUCAAGGAAGUGCCUACUAUGACGACAACGUGGAUACUCUGUCAUGUUCACUACCCAGCAUUACACGCUAUAUCAGUUGCCUAGAGUUGUAUCAAGCUGGUUACCGCAGCAAUGGUCUACACAUCAUCUACCCUACGAGUCUGACUAAUGGGUUAAACGUCUACUGUGAUAUGGAGACAGAUGGAGGAGGUUGGAUCGUGUUCCAGAGAAGACAAGACGGAACUGUUGACUUUUACCGUACCUGGGCUGAAUACCAAUCUGGGUUUGGUGAUCUGCAGAAUGAGUUCUGGUUGGGGAAUAACAUCCUGCGUGACCUUACUGGAUCAGGACAAUGGGAGCUCAGAGUAAAUAUGGAAGAUUGGCAGUCCAACACAUCUUGGGCUUCUUAUGGUGAGUUUGCUGUUACGGGUGAACAGUACACUCUCGCCGUUGGUUCAUAUGAUGCUCAGAGUACAGCAGGUGAUUCAAUGACACCCCACAGUGGCUAUUCAUUUACAACGAAGGAUCGGGACAAUGAUAUAAGUGGCUAUAAUUGUGCCGAGGACCAUGAAGGUGCCUGGUGGUUUAAUUACUGCGCUUCAGCUCACCUGAACGGUAAAUACUAUCCACCACAAAAAGCGCCACUUGGUCAAGGAAUACAAUGGUUCCGGUUCACAGGAAUUGACAACUCCCUGAAGAAAUGCAACAUGAAAAUACGGCAAGUUUUGUAA
Asterias rubens (European starfish) is the source of this 1107-nucleotide messenger RNA. RefSeq names its product ficolin-3-like. Lineage: Eukaryota; Metazoa; Echinodermata; Asteroidea; Forcipulatida; Asteriidae. The record is from RefSeq and is a predicted model, not a curated record. The coding region runs from base 1 to 1107 and encodes 368 amino acids. The transcript has a single exon.